Messenger RNA from Botrytis porri, 318 nucleotides. RefSeq lists its product as uncharacterized. The record is from RefSeq and is a predicted model, not a curated record. Lineage: Eukaryota; Fungi; Ascomycota; Leotiomycetes; Helotiales; Sclerotiniaceae. Bases 1 to 318 code for a protein of 105 amino acids. The transcript has 3 exons.
AUGGGUGAGCGUGGAGCUGGUGAAGAGAAUUCCGAAAUCUCGAUUCUUCUCCUACCUAGUACCUACAAUAUAGGUACCUCCUGUGACGACUUCAACCGUUCGCGACUUUUGUACGGAGAAGAGUCUAGGAGGGUUACAUCCGGGUAUCACAGGAUAUUCGCAGAUGAUAAUAUCCAAUCCAAUCCAAUCAAACCAAACAUCUACCACCAAUCCCAUAAUCUUCUUCGUCCUAUCCUAGAAUACACAUCGUAUUCUUGCCACUCCGAUGUAGCUAAAUAUGCCUCGCAAAUCAUAGCAUCAUGGAAUCCCAGAUCAUGA